CGUCACUUCCGGCUUGUUCGGAAGGGGCGGGACCAGGACUUCUUUGGCCCCGCCCCAAGAGAGCCAAGUUGGGGCGGGGUCACGGGCCGGAGGAGGAGCCCGGUGGAAGAGUUUCUGGCAGUUCAUUUGACUCCGCGGUUCCGUAUCCUUGCCGACGGCCAGAACCAGCUUCCCGGCCCUGGGCGGAACGGAUCGAGCUUCGUGAGCCCAGAGGCUCCAGGAAAAGGAGGACAGUCUGGUCCUAUUCAAGCCACUCAACUAUGGGAUGGUAUUAUUUACUCCCUUCAGACUCAAGUGGAAAUGAAAAGAAGGAGGCAUCAUUUAUGAACAGAGAAGACUUUUACUGGUUCCUCUGUUGUCGAUGCAGUAUUAAGUCAUCUUAUGCAAAAUAUGUGCCUAAGUAGUGACGACAUCUCUCAUCUUAAAGGAGUUUGUCUUUGGCAAGUUCUAAUGAAUCAUAAAGUAUUUGAACCAGUAGGAGUGAAGCUAUUCAAAAGUUAAAAGGAAUUGGAAUUUGAAGAUUCAAACAAUAGCCUCUAUAGGUUUCUAGGCAAUAAAUCAUCUUAUGUUUUUUGCAAAAGAAAAAAGAAUUCUGAGACUGGGUUAACUGAUGAAAUAAAAGCAAAGGAACAUUUAAGGAAAUGGAUAAAAGAUGAAAUGAUUUCAAAUCCUCUAGCCCAAGAGAUUGGUGAGGAAAGAAUUGAGGAAUUUAUUGACACAAGGAGUGGGACUCUGGCUUUACCUACGAGCAUCACAGUUGACAAACCUGUUCUCCCACUUUCAAAAGAGGAAUAUUGGAAACAACAAAUAUUGUUAUGUAUUCUUCAAUUGAUUCACCUUCCAUUCUUGGAAAGUAUUUUGGAACCUCUAGUUAAAACACAAAUUCUUCAAUGAGAGGAAGAUCUUGUUAUCGCCAACACUUGCCUAGACAGAGAGGUGAUUCCAAACACGUCUACCUGA
Messenger RNA from Dama dama (fallow deer), 960 nucleotides. RefSeq names its product DEP domain containing 4 (gene DEPDC4). Lineage: Eukaryota; Metazoa; Chordata; Mammalia; Artiodactyla; Cervidae. Gene Ontology annotation, biological process: intracellular signal transduction. The record is from RefSeq and is a predicted model, not a curated record.